Molecule: messenger RNA, 1290 nt
Organism: Eurytemora carolleeae
Lineage: Eukaryota; Metazoa; Arthropoda; Copepoda; Calanoida; Temoridae
Product: methyl farnesoate epoxidase
Exons: 16
Biological process (GO): xenobiotic metabolic process
Cellular component (GO): intracellular membrane-bounded organelle; cytoplasm
Molecular function (GO): heme binding; oxidoreductase activity, acting on paired donors, with incorporation or reduction of molecular oxygen, reduced flavin or flavoprotein as one donor, and incorporation of one atom of oxygen; iron ion binding
Source: RefSeq, a predicted model, not a curated record
GUUGGCCUGUUCCUUGGAGAAUAUCCUGCCGUUAUUCUUUACGAUUUAAAUACAGCAAAGGAGCUUUUUAGCCAGGACAAUGCAGCUGGGCGUCCUGAUAGCUUUGUUUACAAAUACAGAAUGCUAGGACAAAAACUAGGAUUGCUUUUUAACGAUGGGGAGGCUUGGAAGACACAGAGAAGAUUUGUUCUCAAAACAUUAAAAGAUUUUGGAUUUGGAAAAAAAGGCCUAGAGGGUGUUCUAGUAGAAGAAGCAGAUAAGAUUGGAGAUCUAUUCCGGAGUAAACAAAACGAACCGUUCUUGGUUUUAAAUCUGUUCAAUGUUGCAAUUCUUAAUGUACUUUGGACCAUCGUAGCAAACCAUAGAUAUGAUUUAACUGAUCCUAACGCCCAGACUCUUGUUAAGCUUAUAACAGACAGUAUUCAGGUUGAGGGAUUACGCUUUCUAUUUGCAGUCCCUGUGAGCCGACACUUUGCCCCUGAAUGGACAGGAUGGAAUAAACAGCAACAGGUUGUCGGAGAAACACAAAACCUGAUGCGGAGAAUAGUUGAGGAGCACAAGGAGUCCUAUCAGGAGGAUAAUAUGAGGGAUUUUAUUGAUGUUUAUCUCAGGGAAAUGAAAACCGGCGGAUCUCCUGACUUUAAUGAUGAGCAGCUGAUUGUUAAUGCAAUGGAUCUAUUUUCUGCUGGAAGUGAAACCACAGCAACAACAUUGGCUUGGGCUGUUGCAUUCAUGAUUCUUCAUCCAGAGGUUCAGAAAGAAGUUCAAGAGGAGUUAGAUAGAGAGAUAGGAGAUAGAAAACCAGCACUAGAGGAUAUAGUCAGAUUACCUUUGACUGAGGCCACUAUAAUGGAGAUACAGAGAAUGGGAUCAAUAGCUCCGCAGGGAUAUCAUUUUUUUAUCAUAGGCAAUAAUCCCAUGAAACAUGCCAUUUGGAAUACGUUUGUGUUUUCAAUGCUCUAUUAUAUUAUGAGAGAUCCUGAAAUCUGGUCUGAGCCAGAAAGAUUUAAUCCUAGAAGGUUUUUGAAUCCAGAAGGGAAGCUUGUAAAACAUGAUCAUUUUGUUCCUUUUGGAGUAGGUAAACGACAGUGUUUAGGAGAAUCUCUGGCAAAAUCUGAACUUUUUAUCAUUUUUACCAGGUUGAUUCAACAGUUUAGUUUUACAGAAAGCCCUGAUCAUCCUGGUCCCUUCCCUACACCUGUUCCAGGAUUUAUCAUGGCUCCUAAACCAUUCUACGCACGCGCAGUUCCAAGGCUGUAAAAAGCACAAAUUUAAUAAAUUUAAAAACAA